UGUAAACGAUCCUCGGGAACAGCUGCGGCAGUGCAGCUCUGAUCUCUGCAGCUUCCUCCUCCAGGAUGACUUCUGUCGUCUCGAAAUUCAUCACCAAGACCCUCUGCGACCACGAGGGCAGUUUGGACUUCCGGCGGCUGGAGGAGAAGGUCGCGAGGAGCUACACGGUGGCGGAGUCCGUCCUGCGCGCGGUUCUCUUCGACCAGAGUAAAAUAGCCAUCCGGCAAGGAGAGGAGAAACCCACCGGGGGUCACAUCAUCCCACCCGACAGCCUGGUCGUGGCGAAAAGCAGCGCGCGUCUCUGCCAGAAGAAGACCGGAGCGUGCGCGCGCUGCGAUGGCUUACACCUGUGCAGGUACUAUGUGUGCGGAGAGUGCACGUUCGGCCUCAGGUGUAAAAAUCCCCACAGUUUGACUACUCCGAACAACGUGGAGGUUCUCAGGAGACACGAUCUGCAAGACUUGACAGAGAAACAGCUGUUCCAGCUGCUGCUCCAGAAUGAUCCCUACCUGCUCCCCGAGAUAUGCUCGCAUUACAACAAGGGCAGCGGUCUGCAAGGCUCCUGUCGGUUCGCCGCCUCCUGCAGCAAGCUGCACAUAUGCCAGCACUACUACCAGGGCGACUGUCGGUUCGGUGAUGGGUGCAAGAGAGCGCAUCGCCUCGACGCUCAGGCCAUGAAGCUUUUCCAGGGAUAUAGUCAGGAGAACAUCAACAACCUCCACAAGAUCUACAGAAAUACGCUCAUCAUCUCAGGUGACCUGAAGAGGCCAGCUGCUGCUGUUCCUGCCUUGCCAGAGGUGAGCAUCCCAGCCCCGCCGCCGUCCCGCCAGCCUCCCCACACUAACCCGGUGACCCCCAGCAGAGCUGCUAUUCCAGCCAACCCCCCGAGUGACGCUGAGAGAAAUGAAAUCUGCCUCUUCUUCAUCCGGAGAAAGUGCUUGUACAAAGACAAGUGUGCUCGGGUCCACUGGCACCUGCCUUACAGGUGGCAGGUUUUAGAUGUGGAUGGCGUGACCUAUAAGGACCUGGUGGACAUGGAAAACAUUGAGAGGGCAUAUUGUGACCCGGCUCGGGACACGAGCUGCAUGGAUCAACCCCCCACCAGCCUGGGACUCCUGAGAUUUAUGGGAUUUCAAAGCUCUGAACAGGCCGUUGACUUCAUGACCAUGACGUAUAAAGGGAUUCCAGUCCGUCGAUUGUCCACCGCCUCCUCCGUCUCGAAGCCUCCUCACUUCAUUCUCACCACGCAGUGGGUCUGGUACUGGAAGGACGACGGGGGGGCGUGGCUGGAGUUUGGGCAGGACGAUGGCAGUGGAGCGGCGGCCGUCGCCUCUCAGACCCUGGAGAACGUGUACCUGGCGGACAGAGACACAGAGAUCCCGUUCAGCGCCGGCAAACACCAGUACGUUCUGUACUUCAAAGACGCGGCGGGCAGCGGGCGGAUGUAUCAGCAGAACGUCAAACACAAAACCAAGAGAGAAGUCAGGAGGAGACCUCGCUUUCUGUCGACCCGUGACGUGGAAGCACAGCUGAAGAGCACUUCAUCACAGAGCUCGAGCUCCUCCAUAGCCGAAAUCGUACCGUCCACCUGGGAUAAGACCGCCCUGCCAGAGCUGGGAUACAGGCUUGUGCAGCUCACCUCGUCGGCGAAGGAGUACUCCAUGAUUGAGAUGCUGUUCAAGCGCACCAUGCCUCAGAGUAAAAUCAACAGCAUGCACCGGAUCCAGAAUCCGUCUCUGUGGAAAGUGUUUCAGUGGCAGAAAGAGCAGAUGAAGAAGAGAAACGGAGGACAGCUUGUAAACGAGAAGUACUUGUUCCACGGGACGGACGAGUCCCUGAUUGAGCCCAUCUGCGAGCAGAACUUCGACUGGAGGAUGUGUGGCGUUCACGGCACGGCUUAUGGCAAAGGGAGCUACUUUGCCAGAGACUCAUCCUACUCGAACAGAUUCGCCAAGGCGUCGGGCCUGAACAGGACCAUGUUUGUCGCCUUGGUGCUGGUGGGGGCCUACACCAAGGGGAGCAGCAGCUACGUCCGGCCGCCGCCUAAAGGGGGCAGCAGAGAUCUCUACGACAGCUGCGUGGACUCCGUCAGCGACCCCAGCAUUUAUGUCAUCUUCGAAAAACAGCAGAUUUAUCCAGAAUAUCUCAUCAAGUACUCCUAAAAGAAUAAAACGUUCUCCUCAGUUCUCUUGUGAGUAGCUAGUGGACUAGUUGGUAGUUUGAGGAGUAAUCAAUGAAGAAAAAUCCUUUCAGAUUGCUCUUCAUUUUGAAUCAGAGCAGGGAGACCAGCAUUGUUACAGCAUUGAAUCAUCACUACAGAUAUAUUCACAUCUUAGAAGUUGACAGGUAGAGAUCAUUUUAAUAAAAUGUGUAUUUUGAUUCGGUGUUCAAAUAUUUUUCUAGAGAUUUAGAGUGUGACAAACUGAACGACCCAGUGAGAUGGAAUCAGAAUAAACUGUUGAAUGUGAGGCAUGAGAAGAGAUCACAUGUUCAGAUAUGGAACAAAUGUGUCACAAAAUAAAGCUAUAUCGACAAAUAUUCCAAAUUGCAACUGAGUUACUGUA
Messenger RNA from Salarias fasciatus (jewelled blenny), 2564 nucleotides. RefSeq names its product protein mono-ADP-ribosyltransferase PARP12-like. Gene Ontology annotation, molecular function: metal ion binding; NAD+ poly-ADP-ribosyltransferase activity. Lineage: Eukaryota; Metazoa; Chordata; Actinopteri; Blenniiformes; Blenniidae. Gene Ontology annotation, cellular component: nucleus. The transcript has 11 exons. The record is from RefSeq and is a predicted model, not a curated record. Bases 66 to 2162 code for a protein of 698 amino acids.